Molecule: messenger RNA, 1997 nt
Organism: Phycodurus eques (leafy seadragon)
Lineage: Eukaryota; Metazoa; Chordata; Actinopteri; Syngnathiformes; Syngnathidae
Gene: chata
Product: choline O-acetyltransferase a
Exons: 14
Coding region: 21-1997 (658 amino acids)
Biological process (GO): neuromuscular synaptic transmission; acetylcholine biosynthetic process
Cellular component (GO): neuron projection; cytoplasm
Molecular function (GO): choline O-acetyltransferase activity
Source: RefSeq, a predicted model, not a curated record
UGCUCCUGUGCACCAGCAACAUGUCACUUCACAAGAGCGAGUCCUCCAAAGAUUGCAAUGCCACUGAUGGUGCGCCAAAACUGCCGCUGCCCGUGUUGAAGGACACAUUGGACACCUACCUGAGAUGUGUGAAACACCUGCUCACCGACGAGCACUUCCGAAAAACCCAGGAGGCGGUGAAGCGCUUCGGCGCCCCUGGAGGUUUGGGGGAGCUACUGCAGUGCAAACUGCUGGAGAGGAGGGAGAAAAAGGCCAACUGGGUGUACGACUACUGGUUGAACGACAUGUACCUCAACAACAGACUGGCGCUGCCGGUCAACUCCAGCCCCGCCAUGGUGUUCCCGCUCCAGAAUUUCACAGCUCCCAUCGAUUCUCUGAGGUUUGCUGCCAACUUGAUCUCUGGAAUUCUUGAGUACAAAGGUCUGCUUGAUGCACAUGCGUUACCUGCCGAGUACGGCCGAGGUCAACCUGCCGGAACCCCACUUUGUAUGGAGCAGUACUAUCGGAUCUUUAGCUCCUACCGUCUGCCGGGCCAGACGAGGGACACGCUUGUGGUGCACGACGGUAGAGCGACGCCAGACCCAGAACAUGUCAUUGUGGCUUGUAAGAACCAGUUUUUUGUGCUGGACGUGAUGAUCGAUUUCCGGCAUCUGAACGACCGAGACCUCCUGACCCAGCUGAAGAGGAUUGCGAAAAUGGCUGACAACCUAGACGAGCGCCAGCCGCCCAUCGGUCUUCUCACCUCCGAUGGCCGCACGGAGUGGGCGGAGGCUCGCGCCGAGCUCAUAAGAGAGUCGACCAACAGGGACUCUUUGGACCAGAUGGAACGCUGCCUUUGUUUGGUCUGCCUGGACGACGGCAGUAAGGCCAAGCUGACCGACGCCGCUCGGGCCAUGUCGAUGCUGCACGGGGGAGGAGCGGCCGUGAGCGGGGGCAACCGGUGGUACGACAAGAGCAUGCAGUUUGUCGUAGGAGCUGACGGCUGCUGCGGAGUUGUGUGUGAGCAUUCGGCGUUUGAAGGGAUCGUUCUGGUGCAGUGCACGGAGUACCUUCUCAAAUACAUGAUCCGCAGCCCAUCCAAGCUGGUGCGGGCUGCGAGUGUGACCGAGCUGCCAGCACCGCGACGACUCCGCUGGAAAUGUACCCCGGUUGUCCAUAAACUCCUCGCCUCAUCUGUGGACAGACUCCACAGACUUGUGAAGAAUCUCGACAUGAACGUUCACAAGUUCCACCAUUACGGGAAAGAAUUGAUCAAGAGGCUGAAAAUGAGUCCAGAUGCCUUCAUUCAGGUGGCUCUUCAGCUGGCGUACUACAGAUGUCACGGCAGAGCAGUUUCCACCUAUGAGAGCGCCUCCACACGUCGCUUUAAGGACGGCCGAGUGGACAACAUUCGCUCGGCCACGCCGGAGGCCCUGGCCUUUGUUCGAGCAAUGACCGACGGGAACGUGAGCGCACGUGAUGCAAAGAUGGAGUAUUUACAAGCCGCCAUAGCAGCACAGACAAAGAAUUCGACACUGGCUCUCAUGGGGCUGGCAAUAGACAAUCACCUACUCGGAUUACGCGAGAUGGCACAAGAUCUGAAGAUUGAGAAGCCGGAGAUUUUUCAAGAUGAGGCCUAUCGUAUCAGUCAUGAGUUCAUUCUCUCCACAAGUCAGGUACCCACCACUAUUGAGAUGUUCUGCUGUUACGGACCCGUGGUCCCGAAUGGAUAUGGGGUGUGCUACAACCCUCAGUCGGACCAUUUUGUCUUCUGCGUUUCCAGCUUUAGGGAGAGUCCACACACGUGCUCGUCGCAAUUUAUCAAAAGUCUGGAGCGGGGGCUAUUAAACAUGAGGGAUUUGUUUCACAAAUGCAAUCUGCGUGAGCCAAGACAUAGUCCUACCCUGGAGCGAUCCACGGAGAUCCCAGCUGAUCUGAGCAAGAACCAGGAAGCACUGCCACUUGCUCUUGUGCAGACACUGAGCCAGACUAAACUGCAAUCAGGAGGUAAAGCGUAA